AUGGCACGCAUCCUUCUUUUCCUCUUCCUCGCGUUUGUGUGUACAGCGUACGCGCAACUCCCAUAUGAUGUACUGAACAUAUAUAAGCCUUUAAAUUCGCACUCUGUGAAUGCCAUUCCGGGGGAUAAAAUGAGUCAAGAAUACGAAGUGAAGGAGAUCAAGGAUGAAGUGGAAAAAGAAUAUUCGGAAAAUUCUUUAAAAAAGCUAGCCGAGAGGUACCACAAAGAUGUGGGCGAAGGGGAACAGAACAUUUUGGAAGAGCUCGACCAGCUUAACGACAUUAUAGGGGAAAGGAUUCUCCACUUAAACAUAUUUUAA
Plasmodium inui San Antonio 1 is the source of this 318-nucleotide messenger RNA. RefSeq lists its product as hypothetical. NCBI's taxonomy places the organism in Eukaryota, Apicomplexa, Aconoidasida, Haemosporida, Plasmodiidae. The record is from RefSeq and is a predicted model, not a curated record. The coding region runs from base 1 to 318 and encodes 105 amino acids. The transcript is spliced from 5 exons.